Messenger RNA from Emys orbicularis (European pond turtle), 1296 nucleotides. It is a transcript of the gene CCKBR, whose product is annotated as cholecystokinin B receptor. Gene Ontology annotation, biological process: neuropeptide signaling pathway. Lineage: Eukaryota; Metazoa; Chordata; Testudines; Emydidae. Gene Ontology annotation, molecular function: gastrin receptor activity; neuropeptide receptor activity. The record is from RefSeq and is a predicted model, not a curated record. Gene Ontology annotation, cellular component: plasma membrane.
AUGGGCGCGGCCGGAGCCCUGGACCCGCGGCGCCCGAACGAGACGCUGCAGCGGCUGCUGUGCGGGGGGGGCCCCGGCAACGCCUCGGGCUGGAACCGGAGCCUCUGCGACCUGCUGCGGAGCCCGCCCGGGGCCCCCCCCGCAGACCUGGAGUUCACGGUGCGGGUCCUGCUCUACGCGCUGAUCUUCCUGCUCAGCGUCUUCGGGAACUCGCUGAUCAUCGCGGUGCUGGUGCUGAACCGCCGCCUGCGCACGGUCACCAACUCCUUCCUGCUCUCGCUGGCGCUGAGCGACCUGCUGCUGGCGCUGUGCUGCAUGCCCUUCACCCUCGUGCCCAACCUCAUGGGCACCUUCGUCUUCGGCCCCGCCGUCUGCAAGCUCGUGGCCUAUCUCAUGAGCAUCUCCGUCAGCGUCUCCACCUUCAGCCUGGUGGCGAUCGCCAUCGAGCGGUACAGCGCCAUCUGCAACCCGCUGCAGUCCCGCGUGUGGCAAACCCGCUCCCACGCCUACCGGGUCAUCGCCAGCACCUGGCUGCUGUCCCUGCUGCUCAUGCUGCCCUACGCCAUCUACAGCACCACGGUGUCCACCCGGCCUGGGCUCGCCCAGUGCCAGCACCGCUGGCCCAGCCAGCCCUUCAAACAGGCCUGGUACAUCCUGCUGCUCCUCAUCCUCUUCUUCAUCCCCGGCACGGUGAUGGCCGUAGCCUACGGACUCAUCUCCCGCGAGCUCUACCGCGGCAUCCGCUUCGAGAUGGACGUGAAGAGAGAAGCCACAGGUCUCCAGCACGGCGGCACCGAGCCCCUGGCGCCGGGGGUGGAGGACGACGGCUGCUACGUGCAGCUGGCCAGGCCGGGGGGGGCGCUGGAGCUGAGCUUGCUGGGCCGGGCGGGCGCAGGGCAGCAGGACUGCGCCCGCGUCAACGGCUCGCAGGCCACGCUGCUGGCCAAGAAGCGGGUGAUCCGCAUGCUGGUCGUCAUCGUGGUGAUGUUCUUCAUCUGCUGGCUGCCCAUCUUCUCCGCCAACACCUGGCGCGCCUUCGCCCCGGCCUCGGCCCACCGGGUGCUGUCGGGCGCCCCCAUCUCCUUCAUCCACCUGCUGUCCUACACCUCGGCCUGCGCCAACCCGCUCAUCUACUGCUUCAUGAACCGGCGCUUCCGCUCCGCCUUCGCCGCCACCUUCGCCCGCUGCCGCCCCCGGCGCCCCCGGCGCCCCCUGCCCGACGACGACAUGCCUACCGCCAGCGCCUCCCUCUCCAAGUUCAGCUACACCACCGUCAGCAGCCUGGGGCCCCCCUAG